AUGCUCCGUCAGAGCCACCUACAAUAUUGUCAUGAGAGCCAUACGUGCACACGUAGCACACGCAUGACAGCACGAUCAGCUCUCCUCACUCGCCGCCGGCCUACGGAUCCUUAG
This is a messenger RNA of Chondrus crispus (carragheen), 114 nucleotides long. RefSeq lists its product as hypothetical. The record is from RefSeq and is a predicted model, not a curated record. The coding region runs from base 1 to 114 and encodes 37 amino acids. NCBI's taxonomy places the organism in Eukaryota, Rhodophyta, Florideophyceae, Gigartinales, Gigartinaceae. The transcript has a single exon.